Messenger RNA from Rhagoletis zephyria (snowberry fruit fly), 1285 nucleotides. RefSeq names its product transcriptional adapter 1-like. Gene Ontology annotation, biological process: regulation of transcription by RNA polymerase II. Gene Ontology annotation, molecular function: transcription coactivator activity. The record is from RefSeq and is a predicted model, not a curated record. Gene Ontology annotation, cellular component: SAGA complex. NCBI's taxonomy places the organism in Eukaryota, Metazoa, Arthropoda, Insecta, Diptera, Tephritidae.
UUUACUGAAUAAUGUAUGUAUAAGUGAAAACUUUCGAUAGUCGAAAACCAUCGAUACUAUCGAUACUGCCAUCGAAAGUUGUCCAGUUCUACACUACCAAGUUGAAUCGAGCUACAAAUGAGUGAUUUAACUGAUAAAGUAAUUGUUGCGAAAACGGCUUUAAUGGCCGCUUUGGGCGACAACGUCUCCAAAUAUUUGGCUAACAUGAAGCUAUGGUUUCGUUAUAAGUGGUCCAAAGAAGAAUUCGACAGCGAAUCUAGAAAAUUUCUCACCCCUGAAAAAAUGCAUUUGCAUAAUCAAUUUCUGCUCGCAAUUCUAAACAAAAUCGACGCAUUUCACACACCAGAACAGUCGCCAGGUCUUUUUGCUACACAUAACAACAGCGGUACUCCAAGCAGCGCACCUGGAACAGGCAGUGGUGGGAGCGGUAGCGGUCGGAGCAGGAAACGCAAACGAAGCUCUCGAACAAAUAGUGACCGUGUUACUUUCGAACCGUAUGAUUUUCUUGAUUUCAUUGUUGAAGAUAAUUUAGAAUGUAUUCGGCCUACGGCGGGCACCGAUGCUAAUGUACAAAUAUUGCCUACCCAACGUUAUUGUGUACAAGAAUUGUUUUUGCCAGACGCGGGAUUUGUUCUGGGACGAUUUCUUAUCGGAGCUUGGGAGGUGGAACUCACUAAUGUAGAAGACAAUGUAGCCGAGUAUGUAGCAAUGGCAGUGCAGGUCCUCUUGAAAAAUCUUGUAUCUGCAAUUAUAAUGAACCGCAAACAUUACAAAGUAACAGGGGAUGGGUCAUUUUACUAUGAUGUUGGUGCACCAUUAAAGGAUCCUUCCUUGCGUAAUACUGUUACACGACAGAAAAUUGAUGACGGACCCUUGGAGUUGGAUAAAGAAAUAACUUCGCCGAAUUUCCUGCGUCGUUCUAAUGAGGACGGAAUUUUCUUGUCAGCCUGUGAAGAAGUCGAGCCCCAAAAGCGUGAAUUGAUAACAUUAAGGGAUGCUCAGCGAGCUUUCAAUGACCACAAUCUCAUAGCAUCGCACUCUGUGUAUGCUAUCAACAUGGAGCGGCUAACGCAAAUGUUACACUAAUGCAAGUGAUUAACUUAAAUAAUAAGUAGUAUUUAUAGUAUUUAUUCUUAUCUUAAUACAUUACAAAUAGAAAAAUUAAAUUAAAUGAAGAAUAUUACUGGUAUUACAAUUUUGAAAAUGUUGGGUGUUCCUUCGUCAAUGCUGCCACAGCUGCAUUAGCGAAAUCUUCAGAUUGCAAGUUUAUCUUAUUUGUUUGUCG